Messenger RNA from Vicia villosa (hairy vetch), 843 nucleotides. RefSeq lists its product as uncharacterized. Lineage: Eukaryota; Viridiplantae; Streptophyta; Magnoliopsida; Fabales; Fabaceae. The transcript has 4 exons. Bases 107 to 634 code for a protein of 175 amino acids. The record is from RefSeq and is a predicted model, not a curated record.
CAAUAUCAGCCUUGUAUUUCUGCUCCCCCUUAUCUUCCUUCCAACUCUUCAUCUCCUAUACACAGCAGGAGUCUCCACAGGGGAAGCCAACCCAACUACCCAAGCCAUGUCAAUCAUGGCUUCCUCUUCACUACCAUCCUUCAUUCAAAUCCCAACCUUCUCUCAAAAACUCACUGCCUCUCAAAACAAUCUCCACUUUGCUAUAACAAAAAGAGACAAAGAAUUAUCUUCUUCUCCUUCCCACAACAUUCUUCAAAAAUCACUUCCUUUAGCUGCUUCACUCGCAAUUCUUCUCUGGUCAACACCUGCACAUGCUGGAUUCAUGUCAGGAAUUUCAGGACUAGAAGCUGUUCCUGGUCCUCAGCUUCCUAAGAUUGAUUUCCUCAACAGAAUAAAUGAAGAAAACCAGAAGAGAUAUGCUGAAAAUGAUGCAAGAAUCAAAGAGUCUCCCUUGGUGAAGAAAUUGCUUGAGCAAUCUAAGUUGAAUAAAGAGAAGAAUAGUAAAGAAAUAGAGAACAAGUACUGUUUACGUGGUGCUGAAUGGGGAGUUGGUGAUUGUUCAGCAGAAGGAAUGACAAUAGAGGAGAGGGACAAAUUCAUAGCAAUGUUGAAAGAGAAGGUUGGAGAAAAGUAAUACGGUGCUGCUAGAUCAUAGAAAAGAUAAAAUGUUUCUGAUAAAUUGUUAUCAAAAGGUUGGCAUUAAAGGAAGAAACAGUUUUAGGCUUCUUGCAGAGUUUCAAAAUUUUGUUUUUAAAUUCUAUUUGUUAUACAAUGGACUAUUAUUAUGUACCAUGAUUGUAACAUAAAACACUGCUAUAAAUUUUGUUACUAGUUUAGAUGAUA